Rosa chinensis is the source of this 2376-nucleotide messenger RNA. Its product is annotated as DEAD-box ATP-dependent RNA helicase 20. The transcript is spliced from 15 exons. The coding region runs from base 24 to 1892 and encodes 622 amino acids. The record is from RefSeq and is a predicted model, not a curated record. Lineage: Eukaryota; Viridiplantae; Streptophyta; Magnoliopsida; Rosales; Rosaceae. Gene Ontology annotation, molecular function: ATP binding; nucleic acid binding; RNA helicase activity.
AGGUAGCAACAGUCUGAACAUUUAUGAUCCCUUCAGCUUUUGAGAUUGGCCGAGCACGAACCUCUCGUUUUUUUCCUGUAUUUCACACUUCAACUCAUUCACUCACUCUCACUCACAGUCGCCGCAUAAAUCCGACUCCGGAGAAACUUCCCCGUCAAAGCAAAACGAUGUCGUAUGUGCCUCCUCACCUGAGAAACUCAACCUCAACCACCACCACCACCACUACCACCGCCACCACCAGAACCUCCUCCGGAACCGACGCUGAUCGGAGCAAGCUCUCUUACUCCUCCUCCAACUUUCACUCCAACAACAACGACAAGUCGUCCGCUGCUUCAUUCUCCUCGUUCUCGCACUCCAAUGGCUCCCGGUGGAGUUCCGCCGCUCACUCGCCGGCCAACCGAGCUAUCUCCCCGCCCGACGCCGUCGUCCCUCAGUGGAAGCCGUCGGAACGGGUCCUCCGAAUGAAGCCGGAACUGAUUGAGGAGGUGUGUUUGCGGCUUAAUUUGGAUGUUUCUGUUAGUCCAGACUCUGCUCCUCCCCCGGCACCAAUUGAGUCUUUUACAGAUAUGUGUUUGCACCCUAGCAUUAUGAAGGAUAUAGCAUUUCAUGGAUACACUAUGCCAACACCAAUUCAAGCUCAAGCCAUGCCAGUUGCCCUCAGUGGAAGGGAUUUAUUAGGUUGCGCUGAAACUGGUAGUGGUAAAACAGCUGCAUUUGCCAUUCCUAUGAUACAGCAUUGUUUGGCUCAACCUCCCGUUCAGCGUGGUGAUGGACCACUAGCAUUGGUACUGGCCCCAACUAGAGAGCUUGCACAACAAAUAGAGGAAGAGGUCAAGGCUUUUAGUAAAUCUCUCGAGUCCUUCAAAACUGCAAUAGUUGUGGGUGGGACCAACAUAGCUGAGCAGAGAUCUGAGCUUCGAGCAGGAGUUAAUAUUGUGGUUGCUACUCCUGGAAGAUUCAUAGAUCAUUUACAGCAAGGGAACACUUCUGUGUCUAGAAUUUCGUUUGUUGUUCUAGAUGAAGCUGAUAGAAUGCUUGACAUGGGUUUUGAACCACAGAUAAGAGAGGUGAUGCGGAACCUUUCUGAAAAGCAUCAAACUUUGCUGUUUAGUGCAACUAUGCCUGAAGAGAUUGAAGGGUUAGCCCAGGAAUAUUUGACUAAUCCAGUGCAAGUGAAGGUGGGAAAAGUGAGUAGCCCUACAGCAAAUGUAACUCAGAGUUUGGAGAAGGUUCCUGACAGUGAGAAGACUGAUCGGCUUCUGGGUUUGCUCGUAGAGGAGUCAUCUCGAGCUGAAAGAGCUGGACAUCCAUUUCCCUUAACUAUUGUAUUUGUUGAAAGGAAGACACGCUGUGAUGAUGUAGCUGAAGCUUUGGUAGCACAAGGUUUGCAUGCAGUUGCUCUUCAUGGUGGACGUACUCAAACUGAAAGAGAGGCUGCUCUGCGUGAAUUUAGAAAAGGCACUACCAACAUCUUGGUUGCCACCGAUGUUGCAUCUCGUGGUUUGGACGUCUCAGGAGUUGCUCACGUUAUCAAUUUGGAUCUUCCGAAGAGCAUGGAAGAUUAUGUACACCGGAUUGGAAGGACUGGAAGAGCGGGAUCAAUGGGACAAGCUACUUCCUUCUACACUGAUCGUGAUAUGUUCCUUGUGGCGAAUAUAAAGAAAGCAAUAGCUGAUGUGGGAUCUGGGAAUGCUCUAGCUUUUGCUACGGGGAAGACUGCAAGAAGGAAAGAAAGAGAAGCAGCUGCUGCUCACAAGCAAGCUAGGGUUUCUCUAUCCAAGUCUUCAAGUAUGGGGCCCACAUCAAUAAACAUUGAGGACAAGUAUAAGUUCAUGGUUUCUGAACCGGACAAUCAAACAGAGGGUGCAGCAGAUAGUGCUUGGGACGACUAAUGAAGUCCACCUUUGGUGCAAUCAAGAUUGAUGCAUGGGGCCCCUAGGUUUUGAGAUCCAACAUUAAUUUGUAUAUAUGUGCCUAUUCUAUUUAUGCAUGCUUAUCCUGCAAGUAUGCUACAGUUUACUGAUCCAAGGAACAUUCAUCUGUAGCCAUUUGCUUCUAAUUGGUGCUCGGACUGCAAUUUGAAGACGAUUAGUUCCUUGUAAGUUGGCUUCUAGGAGCUGUUGCUUUACAUCAUCGAUGUACCUUGUAAGUUAGCUUUUUGGAGCUGUUGCUUUACAUCAUCGAUGUACCUAGUACCUGUGCCAAGGACUAACGUGGUCGAUACUUUUAGAGAUUGUAGGGUUGGCUUGUAGGAGUCUGGCAUUGUAUAUCUUAAAAAUGGAAGUUCACUUGGGAUGUUUGUACUCUGUAGUGCAAUGAAAUAUUUGGCCCAAUAAUGGGUUUGCUAAAGGCAUGUGAUUUCACAGUUUCUCAUCA